GUCCGUGAGCGCCGAUGUGGGAAACGCCAUUUGGUGUUUUUGUGUUGUUCAAGAAAGGUACACUCGCGGAGUUUCCCUGAAAAUUAUCCCUCUUAGCCAGGUGGCAGCUCCGUGAAAAUUCGCUAAAAUUACUCUGUGACACCCAUUGGAUAAAUUGGUGGUGCUGCAGUGUCAUCCAAGGGGGUGAAAAGUGCGGAAAAUUUGGAGAAAAGAAAGUGGCAGCAGAAGUAUGAAGAAAAAUUUUUCGUGGAUUUGCUGAAAAUUUGAACCUCCAACAAAAUGGAUAAUGAUGCUGAUUUAGAUCCCCGGAUACAGAUUGAAUUAGAAAAUCUCAACACGGCAACAGAUGAAAUCAACAAAUUGGAGAUUGAGUUGGAGGAAGCAAAUACAACCUUUCGCAUUUUACUAAAUGAAUCCACCAGGCGUUUGAAGUUGCUGUCCAAGAAAUUGGGUGGAUGCAUCGAAAAAGCCCGUCCGUACUAUGAUGCUCUCGAGAAUGCCCGUAUCGCGCAGAUUGAGUGUCAGAAGGCAGCUGUUAAAUUCCAGCGUGCCAAUGAAAUUCAUGCAGCGGCAAAGGAAACAGUUGCAUUAGCGGAGCAGAGAUUCAUGAGUAAUUCACAUGAAUGGCAAUUCGAUAAUGCAUGGCAAGAGAUGCUAAAUCAUGCUACAAUCAAGGUUAUGGAUGCGGACAAUCAAAAGGCAGAAAGUAAUGCUGAACAUCAGCGCAAGGCGAUAAUUUUCAAUGCAGCCGAACAGAAGGUUCAGCAGUUGGAGGAGCGCCUCAAGCGUAACAUCCACAAGUCACGUCCAUACUUUGAGGAGAAACAAAUAUGCAAGGAUCAGCUGGAGACACAGAAGGGUCGCAUUCAGGAGCUUCAGUCCCUCGUGCAAGUGGCAAAGGCCUCGUAUUCGAAUGCUCUGCGAAAUUUGGAGACAAUCAGCGAGGAGAUUCACAAGCAACGGGGUGAGCUGAGCUGUGCUGCACCACCGGGUCCGCGUGAACCGGGCGUAGGGGCGGAAUUGAAUGUGACUGAGAUGACAAAAUCCAAGACAUCUUCCACCGCCGCGGGUAUUGUGCUCAAUUCCCCUGUCCUUGCGCUUCCGGACUACACGUCCGAAUUGGAAAGGUGUGCCAUCCAAUCCACGGGCACGUCUGUGGCCACGAGUUCAGCUGUGAGUGAGAAGGGUGAUGAUAGUGAUGUGGAUGAUGCUGAUUUGGAUCUCGAAGAACUCCGGCAGCGUGUGAAGGUGCUGGCAAUUCGUCCCGUUGAAGGUGGCGAUGGGCAGCAAGAGCAGGAUGUGUGGGAGAGUGAAUUGAAUGCCACGGUGGAUAAGCUUGAUCAUUUAAUGAUGAUUCGUGAAUGCGGGGGCAUGCCUUACAUGCCAAGUGGGAGUUUCCCUGCGACACCCCGAAAGACAUCCCCGAGUCCCAUAAAGCAGCUGCAGAAGGCACCACCACCACCCACCGUUAAUACAUCACUAAAAGAGCUCUCUGUGGCACAACUCCUACCCGCCAUGGUGUCCCCACAUGGGGCUACAUCACAACGUAGCAGCGGUGUGGUCACAAAUGAAGGGAGAGUCGAACACAAGCGGAAGUUGUCUGUUUAGAGAGAGAGAGAGAGAGAGAGAGAGAGAGAAACAAGAAUUCAACGCAGGUGAAUUUAUUCAUAGAAUAAAUCACUCGCAUGAGGGAUUCUCUGCUCUAGCAUGCCACACAAAACAUUGGUGAUUCUAUGAAGAACAAGAAGCUGAAAGGAAAUGUUCCUCGAAACCUGCAGCAGCUGGUAAGCAAAAAUAAAAAAAAUCUAUAUUAUUACAAAGGAUAAAAAAAUGAAGGAACGAUUAAACUGUUGGAGAGAUCUGAUAUAAAGGAGGACACAUAAAAAAAGAGAGAGAGAGGAAGUAAAUUGCUAAAGUCACCUUUAAAAUUGUAUCAAAUUGAUAUUUUUAGAGUUGAAUUUUCACAUUAUAAUUAUCAUUUCCUUCAA
Messenger RNA from Lutzomyia longipalpis, 1988 nucleotides. RefSeq names its product SH3 domain-binding protein 5 homolog (gene pcs). Bases 280 to 1608 code for a protein of 442 amino acids. Gene Ontology annotation, cellular component: cytoplasm. Gene Ontology annotation, biological process: intracellular signal transduction; negative regulation of protein tyrosine kinase activity. The transcript is spliced from 5 exons. The record is from RefSeq and is a predicted model, not a curated record. Gene Ontology annotation, molecular function: protein kinase inhibitor activity. Lineage: Eukaryota; Metazoa; Arthropoda; Insecta; Diptera; Psychodidae.